CUAAUCUAUCAGCCGUUGAAACUUUCGGGUCUCGCUUCUCUAGUGGGAAUGGUCACAAGCCUUUGUCGUUAGUGCAAGAUAUGCUGCCAGGAACUCUAUAACUACUAGUUCCAACCAUCGAACUCGGGGUCAUGGGGCCCUGUUAGAGCUGCUACUCCCCCAAGUCUUGAUGAAGUUCAUAUAGUUGCCUCCCAUCAACAAUUCCCCUCGCUUCGUUUACAUCAUCAUUCUUAUGGCCGACCAAAAUCUAGUGAACAGAGACGUGACAAGUCCGGACGAAGUCUUUGGACAGUUCGUUCCUCAGACUGGCGUGGAACAGGGGACAAACCAAGAUAUCAUUGAUGAACUUGAAGUGGAUUCGAACCGCGCUGAUAGUGAUUCCGGACUUGGAUCUGAAUUAUCAACGACUUCCACUUCUCUGGGCAGCCGAGUUUUACCCUACAGAUAUCAGAAUGGAAGAAGAUAUCAGGCGUCCAACGAUAUAUAUCACCUUCCAAAUGAUGUUCAAGAAAUGAACCGGCUUGAGCUGCAACAUAUGAUUUUCAUCGAGAUGUUAGGUCAUCGUCUACAUCUUGCGCCGAUCGAUAAAAUCAAAAUGACCCAUGCCCUUGAUGUGGGCUGUGGAACUGCCAACUGGUCUAUUGAGUUCGCCGAGUUAUACCCACAUGUGCAGGUAAUUGGAACGGAUUUGAGCCCUAUCCAGCCCCGAUACGCUCCAUCGAACUGCACUUUUUAUAUCGACGAUGCAACCAAAGAAUGGAUGUUCUACGAGAGGUUUGACUAUAUUCACCUUCGCGCCCUUACGAUGGGGAUAACGGACUGGGACAAGCUAGUUGAUCAAGCCUAUAAACACUUGCAGCCCGGAGGCUAUCUGGAGCUACAGGAAUUCCACAUGCCACUCGAGAGUUCGGAUGGUUCGCUCAAGCCGGAUUCGGCGCUGGCGACAUGGGGACGAAAUGUUCAAGAGAUAUGUGGUAGACUCGGCAUCAAUGUAAAAGCAGCUCUGGAACAUCCCGACAGGCUCCGUCAAAGGGGUUUCCAAGCCGUCGAGGAGGCGCAUCUCCCUGUCCCCAUCGGCCCCUGGGCCAAAGGUCUUCCGCAGAAGCGAAUUGGGUGGAUGGCCCGAAAAGACCUUUACGAGGGGAUUGAUGCCAUCAGCAGGAGACUGUUACUGAUGAUGGAUGAUGGGCAGACCGAGGAGCAAGUCGAUGCGCUGCUUGCGCAGUGCAAGGAGGAAAUUAUGGAUCGUUCGAUACAUUCAUAUAUGACACUUGAUGUGACCUGGGGACAGCGGCCUUUUGACGGCUGAACGACCAUUUCUUCUUGAUUUGACUUACAGGCAUCAUACUUUGCUAGCAAUACACUCCGGGCUUAGGAUUUGCCAGCUGCACGGCCGCGAGACGACCCAAAUUUCAGUGUUGGAAAAAUCCAAGUACAGCACCUAGCCUUGGUAGGCGGAAAUCCCUUGUCUAUAUCUACACCACAUCUAGACCUCAGAAUACAAUUGUGUACAUACUCAAGGCGCACCUGCUACAUUCUUGAAGGUGCCUUGAUCAUCGUACUUCGCCU
Molecule: messenger RNA, 1569 nt
Organism: Pseudomassariella vexata
Lineage: Eukaryota; Fungi; Ascomycota; Sordariomycetes; Amphisphaeriales; Pseudomassariaceae
Product: S-adenosyl-L-methionine-dependent methyltransferase
Exons: 11
Coding region: 233-1309 (358 amino acids)
Molecular function (GO): methyltransferase activity
Source: RefSeq, a predicted model, not a curated record